AGCGGCGCCGCCGCCGCUCGGUCAGAGUGCCGCCGCCCGUCGCCCGCAGCGGUCGCAUCGCAGGAGUGCUCGCUCGCUCGUGCGCGCACGCCACAGAGCGUUUGGUGGCAGUGACUCGUGCCCCGCCGGCUCGGCGGCGUUAUGUGCAGCGCUAUGGUUCUACCGACACUAGGCAGGACUUUCUUCAGGAAUAACGAGCCGCAGCUUUCGAGCAGCGUGGGCUCCAGCAUCGCCGCCGCCGACACACUGGGCAAGACGGAGCCGCACGCAGAGUACGACUUCUACAACCUGGCCGCCGGCGGGCUGGACAUGGACUCGGACGCCGACAUGUCCAACAGCAUCGGCCACAUCCUCAGCACCCUCGGCUCGCAGCUGGGCCGGGCCGCCGACCCGGCGCACCACACCGGCUUCGGCAGCGAGCUCCGACACUGGCCGGUCGAUGAGAAACGCGUCAGCGAGCCCAUCUGGGGUGAGGAGCUACAUCAUCACCAACAGCAUCACCACCACCACCACCAUCAGCAGCAACAGCACCAGCAGCAGCACUGUUACCGGACAUCAGACCUCCCCAGCUCCCCGGACCACUUCAGUGACUCUGGCGCCGAGCUCUUUGACUCUGACUCGGACGUCCGGACUCCGCCGCAGCCACCUCAGACGGACUGUCUGCCCUCGCCCCAGCCGCCACCGCCUCCACCACCGACCACCCAGCUGCGGCCGCGCAUCAGCUCACACGAAGAUGAGGAGGACGCACUGCUCGGUCUGCAGGCUCUCCACGGUCUGCAGCCGCUGCACCCCGGGUCAGGCAUUGCCGGGGGGCACGGUCCGACGCAGACACACGACGUUGACCUCGACAAGAUGGUGACGGACUACCUGGGAGACCCGGAGGAGCUGUACCAGCAGGCACUGCGGUUAGACGAGCUGGCCGCCGCCCUGACCCGGGUGAGCCCCUCCCCGGCCCCGGCUGCUGCCCCGGUGAACGACAGCCGCCCGCUGGGCCCGGCGCCUGCCCCGGCACGACCCAGCGCGCGCUGGGCCGGCCCCGAGGGCGGCUCCUCGAUCCUGGAGGGAGUGCUUCGCGGCACCCUAAGUCCGGCGACGCGGGUCACGUCGCCACCCACCCGACCACUGCCACACUGCUAUCCGCCCGGUGGCUUUCACGGGUACACGAGCGGCGGAGGCCUGGCGCCCGUGCCCCCGCGGUACCCGUGUGACGCCCCCGCCGGCAGCCCGGUCCGCAUGGACUGCGCCCUGUCGCCAGUAACCGGCUCUCAGGACGUGUUCAGUCCACCCGGUCCUCUGACCUCGCCCCAGUCGCAGUCCAAGAAGGAGGCCGCGCGGAAAAGAAAGUACGCCAAGCGGAAUGCUGCCGAGGGUGAUGCACCUCCCUCGCGUGGGCGCCUCCUGCACUUCUGCCACAUCUGCAGCAAGGGCUUCAAGGACAAAUAUUCGGUGAACGUGCACAUCCGCACCCACACCGGUGAGAAGCCGUUCCAGUGCAACCUUUGCAACAAGUGCUUCCGGCAGAAGGCGCACCUGGCCAAGCACGUGCACAUCCACAGUUCGCCCAAGACGCCGCCAGCCAAGCGCUAGAGCGGGCCGGUAUGGUGGGGCGAUGCGUUCUGAUGCGGACGCCAGCAGUGUUACCAUGGUGUGAAGUUACCGUUUAGCUUAGACCCCUGUCUGGCACGCCACUCAGGAGCAUGGCUGCCGAGCUGACGCUGUGAUUUGUUAUCGGGGCGUGCCCGCGCGACCUUUCUUUGUUCUUGUUACGCAUGCGUGCUUGUGUUAAUGUUAAACUCUUGUGUGUGACCGUAGGUGGGGCAAGGCCGAUUCAGGCUAGAUUAUUUUCACAAAGAAUCGUGAAAAGGCAGUGCCUUGCUAGGUAGUGUGGUCAUGCACGACUGACACGGGGUUAUCAUGCCCCGCUGAGCGCUGCAUACUAUUCAGACAUUGAAGGGGGAUCGUAUUUCUGCGGCGGCUAUCGCGGGCCACAUAACUCGGGCCUGCCGGACUCGUUUGGCCGUCUGCCAUGAGAGGCGCCGUGGCUCCUCUCCCCCCUGCGACACAGGGCGUCCUCCGUCGGUAACUUCCGCAGCCGGCACCGCCCUACGUCGAACUUUGCAGGCAGAGGCGCCGCGCCGCGGCCGGCAGUGCGCGCCGCUCCAGUACAAAGUGCCGACGGCGCCGCCACACCCAGGGCGUGGCAGGUGGGCCCGGCACCCACCCCGCCCCCUGUACCUACCGCCGGCCGAGCCACCAGCCGGCCGGCACGUCUAUUCAGAACGGGAAGCAUUGCGUGGCGCUAAACACUCAAUAAUACCGGGGAUUUUCAUCCGUACUUUCUUGAAGUAUUUUCUAUGGAUUGUCUGUAAAAUUAGUUGAACAAUGGUCUGCCAGAUCUUUAAAAAAAAUUGGAAUGAUCGCACCGCAGUGCUUCCCUAAACGUUUUGGUGGAGGUGUAUAUUUAUAUCGGUAUUUUCAAUGCUCCGAUGAGAUAGAUAGCAAGUUUGAAAUUGCAACUUGGUUGCCAACAUCCUAUUCUUACCACAAACACCCAAACAUCGAUCCAUACCAAAUUUCAAUAUCCUAAGGAAGGACUAAUGCGCAUCAACACAAAAUUAGCAGCUCACGCUUUUAAGAAAUGUCCCUCCACACAAUGAAACAGCUAAGAAUGAGAGCUCAAAGUUACCAUUGUUGCCCCAGAAUGCUACAUAAGAAGGACUCGGUUGAUGAGAACACGUAUCUACCUAUGUCAAUUUUUGCAUAGAAUCUUCAAAAGGAAGUAUGGGGAAGUAUUUUACCAAUCUUGUCAGAUAUUUUGAAAAGAAUGGCUAAUUUAUUCAUUCUAAGUGUGCUUUAUUUAUUUUAAUUGUAAAAGCGUGGCUGAGGGAAGGCCGCGCUAUGUUACCGGAGCUACGAUUUAGGAUUAGCGAAACGCAGACUGCCGGACGACUGCCGACGAAAACGAUUGUGAUUGGGAACGGAAGUUACCGCCCGCUACCCACAGCGACUGUACCACCCGAGACACCAGGUUCGGUGCCUCGUGUACCGUGGGCAACUGAGCCACCAGUGUAGAAAGUGUAUAUAUUGUGCUGUGCCUGUGUGUUUCAGACAAAAUUUUAUAUCGUUCAAUACAAGACAAUGUCUGUAAAACACGAUGUGUGUAUAUGAAGGCACAGUUAUGCUUCGCCUGAUGUUCUAAAUAAAUAAAAUUCUGAAGCAAGCA
This is a messenger RNA of Amphibalanus amphitrite, 3223 nucleotides long. RefSeq names its product sal-like protein 2. Gene Ontology annotation, cellular component: nucleus. Bases 142 to 1587 code for a protein of 481 amino acids. The record is from RefSeq and is a predicted model, not a curated record. The transcript has 2 exons. Lineage: Eukaryota; Metazoa; Arthropoda; Thecostraca; Balanomorpha; Balanidae.